AUGGCGGGCAAUGAGGAAGUGACCUGGUUCCUGACCUUCAAGAACGCCAAGCACGAGGAGGAGUGGUGGUCCUCACUGAGGGAGAACCACCUGCACAUUGUGCAGAUUGUGGGGGGCGUCAUGGGCGUCUUCCUGUCUUCGGUGCCGCUGGGAUUCAUGACCCUGUACGGGACGCAGAGCUCGUCGCCGGGCAUUAACCUGGCCACGAUAAUCCCGCUGCUGAGCUUCAUCGCCGGGGCGGUGGGGGCGGUGUGCAAGAUAUCGGGAAAGCACCAUGACCUGGUUAUGUGGUUCACGCGGCUGGUGGUCAACCCCCUGGCCACGACGUUCAUGCAAGUAAUGGUGUGCAGCGCGGACACCCAGGUGUCGUGGACGAUGCUGCCGUCCAUGCUGCUCAGCGCCUUCGGCGUGUGGCGCUCGCUGCUGGACACGAUCAUAUUCCCGCUGCGCUUUCGCCACCACCUGGUGGUGCAGUCUGUGGCGAUGCUCCUGCGAGCCGCGCACAACUUUCAGACCUGCUCCAGUUGCCUGCAGUCACGGGUCUCCGCGGGUCUGAUAGGGCCAGCGUGCGAGGUGCUGGGCAUGUUCACGAUUGGCACGCCGGUGAUUUGCGACGAGCGCGACUUUGUGGCGGUGUGCGUGGUGUUCGGGUGGAAAAUUCAGGCUCUGUUGGGCGUCUUGAUGCCUUCCCUGUUGGUAUACAAGUUGGAGAAAUACUCGAGGACGGCGUAUCUGCAGGCGAGGUUAAGCAGUUCGGGGUCCGCGUCGGCCAGCUAG
Molecule: messenger RNA, 777 nt
Organism: Ostreobium quekettii
Lineage: Eukaryota; Viridiplantae; Chlorophyta; Ulvophyceae; Bryopsidales; Ostreobiaceae
Source: the annotation of a GenBank genome assembly